Messenger RNA from Dichomitus squalens LYAD-421 SS1, 1994 nucleotides. RefSeq lists its product as uncharacterized. The transcript has 11 exons. Bases 202 to 1692 code for a protein of 496 amino acids. Gene Ontology annotation, biological process: transmembrane transport. Gene Ontology annotation, molecular function: transmembrane transporter activity. The record is from RefSeq and is a predicted model, not a curated record. NCBI's taxonomy places the organism in Eukaryota, Fungi, Basidiomycota, Agaricomycetes, Polyporales, Polyporaceae.
GGCAUGCGUCCAGAACUCGAGAACGCGCCGAAGAUGGUGUCAUCUCAGUCACGCAUUGCGAAGUGAAUUGAGCCAACUUUGCACCACUUGCUGUUGCACAUUUCGUCGCUGUUUUUUCCGCUUCAUAUAUAAGGCCACCUACGGGCCCAGGUUUUCGCGACGCGACACACGGAGCCCCCUGCUGACCUGCAGGACACCACCAUGGCAGCCGCAUCGCACACCGCAGAGAAGGACGAUGCGUCGCUCGAGAAGCCCGCCCUCAAGAAUUCGCCCUCCAUCCCUUCGCUCGAUCGGAACGCAGAUCGCGAAGCUGCGAAGCCUGGUCUGCUAGACUUCGAGCCCAAAUGGUACCACUCGGUCUUUUUCAACAUGACCAUCCUUGGACUCUGCAACUUCUCGGCUCCUGGUCUGUGGGGUGCGAUGAACUCUCUCGGCGCGGGCGGCGCGGCGUCACCACAUCUGAUCAACGCUGCGAAUGCAUUGACGUUUUGCCUCAUGGUGCUGAGCUGUUGGCUCGGAAGUGCAUUCGUGAACCUCUUCGGCGUGAAGUUCACCCUGAUGUUCGGCACUGCAGGAUACUGCAUCUACGCCGCAGGUCUGUACACGAACAACGUCUUCGGCACGACCUGGCUUGUACUCUUCGGCGCAGCCGCGUGCGGCAUCUGUGCAGGGCUCUUCUGGAUGAUCGAGGGCGCCAUAGCGCUCUCGUACCCAUCGCCCGCAGGGCGCGGCAAGGCACUCGGUUACUGGCUCUGCUACCGUGUCUCGGGUCAGGUCCUCGGCGGCGCGAUCAACCUCGGCAUCAACGCCCGGCGGUCGCAGGCGGGGAGCGUGUCAAGUAAGGUGUACAUUGUGUUUAUCGCGUUGCAGGCGUGUGGCCCGUUCAUCGGCUCGCUGCUCUCGCCGCCGCACAAGGUCCAGCGAAAGGACCGCACACCCGUCGAGCUUUACAUUGGCACGAACUUCCUCGAGGAGUGGCGCGCGACGUGGCACAUGUUCUUCAGUCGCAAGUUUCUGCUGCUCGUUCCGCUCAUCUGGCAGACCGUCUUCUCCGAAUCCUUCACAGGGACGUACUUCGUUGACUACUUCAGCGUGCGUGCCCGCGCUCUGGGCUCUUUCUGCAGCGCGAUCCUGUGCAUGAUUGUCGGGCUGUUCGAGGGGUAUCUCCUCGACCGGACCAGCUGGUCUAAGAAGAGCCGUGCACGCUGGUCGUUCGUUAUCAUCCUCAGCCUGCAGGGCGGGUGGUGGAUCUAUAGCCAGAUCAUCCAGCAAAUCUACGUCCGCGACCAUCCAACGCUCGACUGGACCUCGCCGGGCUUCGGGCGCGGCUUCGUGCUCUACCUCGUCAUCACCGUCGGCUUCCAGAUGAACUACCUGUACAUGUUCUGGGUCGUCGGCAGCCUGGUCGAGCACCCGCGCGACAUCAUCCGCAUCGCCGCGCUCCUCCGCGGAACUGAGAGCGCCGCGCAGGCGGUCUCGUACGGCAUCAACUCGACCGCGCUCGCCCUGAACGCCGCGAGCGCGAUCAACUUCGGGCUCUGGGGUCUCGCCCUCGUCCCGGGGUGGCUCGUCGUGAGGACGAUCGGCAUCGGCAAGCCAAGUUCGGACGACCUGACCGCGGAGGGCGCUAGGAGUGGUGAAAGCGUGUCGAAGGACUCGAGGGAGGAGUCAGUGGCGGAAAAGGGGCAGUAGGGGGGCCUUAGGGGAGAUCGCGGAUGCAAGGGAGUUGAUAGAAUAUACCAUAGAGAAACAGAGAUGAUCAAGACGACAAUGAAGUGCGAACCACUGUGUAUCAACUAGAGCAAGCCAAAUAGGCAACGAAGCCGUGACAGUAGAUAGACAAGUUUACGAUCAAUGAGACUAGUGGUGCAGUUGAUCAUGAAGACAUUGUCGUUCGUAAAUGUAUUCCUGAUUGUAGCCGAGGAGAUGCCUCUCCAUGUCUAGACGUCGAAGAGGCUUGUAGGGAUCGUUCAGGUGACUUGUCAUCCUCAACU